This is a messenger RNA of Cygnus atratus (black swan), 1203 nucleotides long. RefSeq names its product proline rich 22 (gene PRR22). Lineage: Eukaryota; Metazoa; Chordata; Aves; Anseriformes; Anatidae. The record is from RefSeq and is a predicted model, not a curated record. Bases 109 to 1203 code for a protein of 364 amino acids. The transcript is spliced from 4 exons.
UCUCAUGAUGGCAACAAGCCCCAGCCAGGCUCUGCCCCGUCAGCACCCUACAACUGCCUGCAGGAGACCCCCAAACAGAAGCAGCCAGACCCAGAGUUGCUACCGGACAUGGAGCCGCCAGCCCCGUGGCAGCCGCCCCGCGGCCACCAGCGCCCCCAGGCACCCUGGCCCCUUCAGCCAUUCGUCCUCAUCGAAAACUUCUACCCUGCAGGCUUGCCUAACCCCAAGCUGGAGCACCCCUUCCAGGCACCCCCAGCUGUGGUGGCACCCGGCAUGCCCCGGGCCCCCCCCCCAGGUCUCCAGAUGGCUCCGUGCGGCUGCUUCUUCGACCCCCGCGUCUUCCGCAUAGAGUGGACCACCACCAACCUCCCCUCGCCAGCCACCUUCACACCCGUCACCUCCGCUUCGCAGCCCCGCGCUGCCCCACGGGGUCCCCAGAGCUGCGGGGCCCCCCCAGCCCCAGUGCCCCCCCUGCGGCUCUUCGUGCCCUAUGACCCUCAGGGGAGAGUGGCAGUCCCUGCCCCCCCGGUGCUGCCACCAUCCCUCCCCAGCUUCCAGCACCUGGAGGGGCAGCUCCGGCAGAUGAAUCUCUCCAGCACAGCUGUCCCCACAGGGGCACCCAUGGGUGGGGGCAUCCCCCUGGGCAGCAACGUCCCUGAGGGCAGCAGCAUCCCCCUGAAUGGUGGCAACCCUGCUGGUGGUGACGCAGCCCUGGGCAUCUCUGUCAUUCCUCAUACCCAAGCAAUGGGGGAUGCCCCAGAGAGCCCAGACAUGUCGCUGCCUGAGGAGGUGCUGCUGGAGGAGGCCAUGAGGCUCUUUGACUGUUCCCUGGGGGCAGGGGCGGGGAGCCAGGACAGUCCCAGCAGUGUCCCCAUACCCGAGGACCCCAGUGUCACCAACAGCUCCAACCCCUGCUACGACAUCAGCUCGCUCUUGCUGCCCGAGGAGAUGCUGUCCUCUGACUACAGCACCCCUGAGGCCUCCAACGCCAUCCUGAGCAUGGAGCACCUUGAGGAGAUCAGGCUGAACCCGGAGGAGCCGCAGUGGGACCUGCCGGUACUGCCGUCACCACAGGACAACGCGCUUCAUCCCAACACCACACUGGAAAAGCGAGGGAAAAAGCGGCGUAACAGAUCAUUGCCAAAAAAAGGCAGCAAGCGCAAAGCCUCCGCAACCAGCGCUGGGGUGGGAGGGCAGCACUAA